Molecule: messenger RNA, 402 nt
Organism: Vollenhovia emeryi
Lineage: Eukaryota; Metazoa; Arthropoda; Insecta; Hymenoptera; Formicidae
Exons: 1
Molecular function (GO): nucleic acid binding
Source: RefSeq, a predicted model, not a curated record
GUGUAUAACACAACGCCACAUAGCACGACAGGAUACACUCCACACGAAUUGAUAUACGGGCACCGAGCGACUCUACCUACGGCCCUGACUCAACCGCCGCGACAGACGUACUCGUACGAUGACUACGCGCAAGAACUACGCGAGAGAAUGCGAGCUACGCAACAGACAGCGAAGGAACACUUAAUAGUCAAGAAAGAAAAAGCAAAAACGCAAUAUGACAGACGAACUAAAACUGUAGAGUUUAAAGUAGGGGAAAAGGUACUCCUACACGACGAAACCGUAAGGAGAGGACGCUCGAAAAAACUAGAUUCUCAAUGGAUAGGUCCGUACGUCAUUACGGAGAAGCACUCGGAAGUAAACUAUACAAAAAAAAGGGACGACGAAGCCUACGAGUGCACAUAA